Phalaenopsis equestris is the source of this 1824-nucleotide messenger RNA. RefSeq names its product polyphenol oxidase, chloroplastic-like. Lineage: Eukaryota; Viridiplantae; Streptophyta; Magnoliopsida; Asparagales; Orchidaceae. The transcript has 2 exons. The record is from RefSeq and is a predicted model, not a curated record. The coding region runs from base 247 to 1731 and encodes 494 amino acids. Gene Ontology annotation, molecular function: catechol oxidase activity.
UGAGCUACUGCUGUUAUACAUUCUAUACUUGGAAAAAAUCAGAUAGGCCAAGCAACUAUAUACCCAGCACAAUAAACAACAGAAUAAACUGGCAACAAAAUUACACGGCUGGAAUAGCGCGUGCUUCAUCUCCUCCAGAUUCUCAAGCUUCUGAAAGCAACCGAUUCCUCAUCAUCACUGCUUAUAUAUAAUGCAUAUACAUUAUCCACCGAAGCUGCACAAGCACAUACUGAUAGCUUGACAAUAAUGGCUUUACAGGCCACAGCUACCCAUGCAGCAGUGGCAAUUGUAUUUCUGUUGAUGCAGCUGGAGCUCCCGGGUAGAUCAAAACCAGUGAGUCCGGACCCAUACCGCUGUGUCAGCGAUGACCCGUUGGUGGAUUGCUGCCCACCCCCUGUUCCGAAGAAGAACAUCGUCAAUUUCAAACUAGAGUCCAAAUCCUCGCCGCUUCGCGUCCGCCGGCCGGCUCAUGCUCUUACGCUGGAGGAGGCCCGAAAGUAUGAGAGAGCGACAGCGCUUAUGCGUGCAUUGCCGGAUGAUCAUCCAUGGAAUUUUCUCACACAGGCUAAUGUUCACUGCGCUUACUGCUCUGGCGGCUACUACCAACAGGGUCAAGAGAUGACGCUUGAGAUCCACAACUCCUGGCAUUUCUUCACCUGGCACCGCGCCUAUCUCUACUUCUACGAGCGCAUCCUUGGCAAACUCAUCAACGACACCUCUUUCGCCCUCCCAUUUUGGAAUUGGGACCACCCCUCCGGCAUGACCAUUCCACCCAUCUAUCGACGCCCCUCAUCCUCCCUCUUCAACCCCACACGAUAUCCCACUGCACUCAAAUUCAUUAAUCUCGGCGACUGUGAAGGCAACAACACUCCUGAAUCCAUCCCCAAGCAAAAGCAAUGCAAUCUUCAAGCCAUGCAUCGCCAAUUCAUCGCAGGAUUCAACUCAAGCUUACUAUUCUUCGGAAGUCCAUACAGAGCUGCAGACCAACCCUACCCUGGUGGUGGGCCCAUUGAAAGCUCACCGCACGGCCCAAUUCACAUUAGCACCAGUGCAGACAUGGAAUAUAUGGAUACAGCUGCCCGUGAUCCCAUCUUUUUUGCACACCAUGGCAACAUAGACAGGCUAUGGACGAUAUGGGAAAGAAUAUCAAUGAACAAAAGCAGGGUUUUUAAAGAUAAGGAUUUUCUCGAUGCUUCUUUUCUGUUUUGGGAUGAGAACAUGCAGUUUGUGCGCAUAUUUGUAAGGGAUAUCAUGGAUACACGUAAGCUUGGGUAUGUGUAUGAAGAAGUUCCGUUGCCAUGGAUGAAGAUAAAGACAUUAGUGGAAAAAGAGGGAAGACAGAGUAAGUCCGCGGGAAAGGAUGAGGGGCAUGGGAAGAGUAGAGUGACAUUUCCCUUGAAGUUGCAGUCUGAUGUGAGAGUUAAUGUUCGGAGGAGGGUUGGGAAGGAAGGGGAGAAGCUUGUUGUGAGUGACAUUGAAUUGGAUGGGAGGGAUUAUGUGUGGUUUAAGGUUUAUAUUGGUAGGGUUGGUGGGGGAAGAGUUGAAGCUGGGUGUUUUGUUCAUUUGGAGAGGAGAGCAAAGGAAAGAAUUCAUAUGGUCACGAAGCUACAAAUUGGAAUAACGCAAUUCAUUGAGGAAGUUGGUGCAGAUGGUGAUGAUUGGGUGGUGGUUACUUUGGUGCCCGUUGUCGCUGGAGACAAAGUCAUUGUUGGAGGAGUUAUGAUUGUAUAAAUAAGAAGAUGGAUUACAAUUUUUUUAAAAAAAUUCUAGUAAUAGUUGGAUCAUAAUGAUGUUAAUCCAUAUAAGAUUUAGAACUUUGAUGGG